CAGGAGGCAGCGCCCUGCCCCUCGCGGCCCCGCCCCGAAAGGUCAGCGGCCGGCCAUGGGGCGGGCGGGGAGGAGCGCGGCGGCAAGCGAUUGGCGGCCGCGAGCACGUGGUGUGUGUGUGCCCGGUCGCCCGGGCAACGCGGCGGCGCUAUGGGUCCAAAAAAGAAAAAAAAGGCCAGUGGCAAAAAGAAACUUAGCAAAGCUGAACGACUGAGGUUACAGAAAGAAGAAGAAGAAGAAAGGAGGCUGAAAGAGGAAGAGGAAGCCCGACUGCAGGCUCAGCAAGAGGAAGCAGCAAGACUUGAAAAGGAGAGACUUGAACGACAGCAGAUGGAAAGGCUUGAGGCAAAAGAUCAAGAGCGAAGGGAGUCUGAACUUGCAGAACUUUGUUCACUAGAAGAGAAGUUUCCGUCUGCAGAACAGUGGAAAACAAAUUAUAGAGCACAUGCAAAGUGGGAGCAUUACGUCAGUUGUGAUGGAAGUCCUGACCCAACUGUGCUACAGGAAAUAAAUACUUUCAUGAGCUUAUGGCGUGAAGAUCAAAAUGAGAACAUUCAGUUUGUGAUGGAGAAGGGAAAAGAAGUGCUAAAUUUAAUUGAGAAGUUGCAGUUUCUUUUAUUGGACACACCACCAAAUGAGAUAACAGAAAAAGAAACAGUUCAGUACCAGGAAACGAUUUUGGACUUGCAGAAUCUUCUUCAUCAGAAGUACAAUGGAGCAACAGAACACCUGCUUAAAACAGAUAAUAUGUCUGAAGAUUCUGACAGUGGAAAUAUGCAGUUGGUCGUAAAGGAUAAAAAUGUUACACUCUGUAUUUGGGCAAAUCUGAAGAAGAAUAUAAGGUUCAAAAAUCAUGUGUUUCGUGAGGUACAGCAUGGAUUUGAUCUUCCAAAGUCACUGGCUGUGAACAGUGUUGCUGUUCGCAUAUUUCACUCUCAUUACGAUCAUGUAUCUCCACUUUGGCUACAGUGUCAGUAUGUGCCAAAGUUGAAAAUCUUAGACAGCAAAGAGGUAACUGUGGAUUUGAAAGAGAAUGUAGAAGAAGCAGAAGAAGAGGAAGAGAAGGCCAAAGAAGAGCCUAGUGCACCCACUGAAGAAGAAUUGUAUUCUAAUGGGAUAAAGAGUGCUAGCUCAUUCAAAGAAAGUACCAAUAACAUAGCUGAUAUAAAUGAGAAGACAGAAGAGGAAAAUGAGAAGAAAUCAGAAAUCCUUGACAUACUAUCACAAGUUCAGAUUCCAGUGAUGCAGGAAGAGACCAGUGAAAAAGAAGAGGUGAUAAUUGAUGAAAAUAUUGUUGAUUUGCGACAGUUUAUACCAGUGGGUGGUGUGUACCAUAUUGAUGUGCUGCAGCUCCCACCUCGGGCCAAAGAAAUCAAGAACUGGAGUAUGGUGGAGGUACUUGAUGGUGGAUUGGAAACCUAUCCAUAUCCCCCAGAAUCAGAAGAGACUGAAGAUGCCGCACAUCCACCGAUAGGGAUCACACUUAGGCUUCCUGACAAUGAUGUGAUAUAUUUUGAGGACCCUGUAGUAGCCCGAUGGGAUCCUGCAGGCCAGCAGUGGAGAACGGAUGGUAUCAGCAACAUAAUAUAUGAAACAGAACAGGGGAAAGUCAUUUUUGAGAUGGAUACCUUCUAUACGAUAGCGCUUCUCCAGGAUGCUCAUCUCAACAUGCCUUAUCAGGCAUGGGAAUUGCGCCCUAGUGGUACAGAUGAGUUAUUACUUAUAGUUACUACAGCCUUUGCAGAGGUUCAGAUACAAGUUAAGGAUCAUCAGUGUAUGUUGUCUACAGUCAUGGUAGAAGAGAAAGACGUACUUUCCCAUUUGACAGGAAAAUGGAUGACUCCAGUUCACCUAACAGUAGUUUUGAAAAAGGCUGGUAUAAAUAUUUUCCCAGGAGAAUAUUCUCACAAAUAUGUCUGUGUGAACAAAAAGGCUCCCCUAGCAGAAUUUAGGGCAUAUCAACAGAUGGCACUGGUUGCAUCUGCUUUUGCUUUCAGUUGGAGCAAAUGGAAUCUGGAAUCAGGUGAAGAGCAAGUAGUGCUUAAGAUAAGUGAGCAUCUUAAAACAGAUUCUGUCGAAGAUGAAGACUGGUCUCUUUACAUGUUUAAUGGUCAGAGAGCACAGAGGCUUAAAAUCACUGAAGCUAGUGAAGCUUUUUCAGAAGAGCUAGAAGAUCACUCUGAAUUUCACUCCACUCUCUACCAUAUGCUUAAAGACUUUGCCAGCAAUGAAGCAAUUGAUAAAGUAAAAAAAGCUAACUUCUUGUUUAUCGAUACUGUAUAUCAGCUGCUCCUUGCUACAAGAGUAUUAACAUACUCUUAAACACUGUGUUCCUUUAAAAACUUUAUUAUCAAAAGCUUUCAAUAAAGUUACAUUUCAAGUCUUUAA
Molecule: messenger RNA, 2388 nt
Organism: Dromaius novaehollandiae (emu)
Lineage: Eukaryota; Metazoa; Chordata; Aves; Casuariiformes; Dromaiidae
Gene: DNAI7
Product: dynein axonemal intermediate chain 7
Exons: 16
Coding region: 151-2322 (723 amino acids)
Cellular component (GO): axoneme
Molecular function (GO): beta-tubulin binding; microtubule binding
Source: RefSeq, a predicted model, not a curated record